AUGGUUGACAGCUCCAGUUGUCCUCCCAGUGUUUUAUUAUCCCUGUUGCCAGAGGCAAGCAUUUAUUGCAUUGACAACUACGAUGCCGAAAAAUAUGCCGAGAUGUUUUUGGGCGAGUUUGAAAAUCCUGAGAUCAUCUGGAACACGGAAAUGAGGCAGCAUAUGAUGGAGAAAUUAGCGUUGCACAUUGCUGAUUUUACCACGCGUCUACCAAGUAACGUCAAGGCAUCCUACCAGUUUUGUCCGAUUCCUCUGAUACAGUAUCCGCAGUUAGAAUCAGAAAUCUUUUGUCAUAUUUAUUAUCUUCGGCAUUUGUGCAAUGUUACGAAAUUUCCUGAUUGGCCGAUAAAUCAACCGGUGGAAUUCUUGAAGUGCUGUUUGAUAACGUUGAAAGCCGAACUGGACAGAAAAGGCUGUUCAAUGUCGGUAGAAGCUGCCUGCCAGGUCCUGCAUCUGAAGUCAGAAAUGCUACAGUAUUUUUUUUAG
Soboliphyme baturini is the source of this 486-nucleotide messenger RNA. The record is from the annotation of a GenBank genome assembly. NCBI's taxonomy places the organism in Eukaryota, Metazoa, Nematoda, Enoplea, Dioctophymatida, Soboliphymatidae.